Messenger RNA from Loxodonta africana (African savanna elephant), 13295 nucleotides. Its product is annotated as glutathione S-transferase omega-2. The transcript is spliced from 5 exons. Lineage: Eukaryota; Metazoa; Chordata; Mammalia; Proboscidea; Elephantidae. The coding region runs from base 215 to 865 and encodes 216 amino acids. Gene Ontology annotation, cellular component: cytoplasm. Gene Ontology annotation, molecular function: glutathione dehydrogenase (ascorbate) activity; glutathione transferase activity. Gene Ontology annotation, biological process: glutathione metabolic process; L-ascorbic acid metabolic process. The record is from RefSeq and is a predicted model, not a curated record.
GCAGCCUGGCCUCCCCAGACCAGCGGGGGCGGGGAGAGACUUAGAGGGUUCCCUUGCACAAAACCCUCGUGGGACUCAGUGUAUGAGCCUAGCUCUCCUGGGGCGCUGGAGGAGUGAGUGAACUCCUCUCCCACUGACCUAACCCACCUCCCCGCUCCUUGCAGGAUGCGCCCCCCCAGGGCCGGUCCCCGAGGGCACGAUCCGCCUCUACAGCAUGAGGUUCUGCCCCUACUCGCACAGAACCCGUCUCGUCCUCCAGGCCAAAGGAAUCAGAUACCAAGUUGUCAACAUUAAUCUGAGAAGCAAGCCUGAAUGGUUCUAUACAAAGCACCCCUUCGGCCAAAUACCUGUCCUGGAAAACAGCCAGUGUCAACUCAUCUAUGACUCUGUAAUCAUUUGUGAAUACCUGGAUGACGCGUAUCCUGGAAAGAAGCUGUUUCCAUGUGACCCUUAUGAGCGAGCUCGCCAGAAGAUGUUAUUGGAGCUAUUCUGUAAGGUCCCAUAUUUGACCAAGGAGUGUCUGAUAGCAAUGAGAUACAGGAAAGAAUGCUCGGACCUGAAGGCGGCCCUGCGUCAGGAAUUCUGCAACCUGGAAGAGAUUCUUUGCUAUCAGAAGACCUCCUUCUUUGGCGGGCACUGUAUAUCCAUGAUUGAUUACCUCCUUUGGCCCUGGUUUGAGCGGCUGGAUGUAUAUGGGGUAGCUGACUGUGUGGACCACACCCCAACACUUAAGCUCUGGAUGGCAGCCAUGAAGCAGGACCCCACAGUAUGUGCUCUUCUCAUAGAUAAGAGCACUUUCCUGGGCUUCUUGAAACUCUAUUUUCAGAACAGCCCUGAUGCCUUUGACUACGGGUUAACUUGUUGAGCCUCACAGUCCACCCCUUCGCCAUCCAAAAUUCCCAAGCAUGCUGUGAUUCUGCAUUGGGGAUUGCCUUGGGGGUCAGUCAAUCUCUGUUCAUUUUCUUUGAGGUUCCCAAUAAAAAAGGAAAUAUAUUCUUUCUGAUAAUCAUUUGUCUGACUCCUCUAGCCUGUAGUUUCUAAAGAUUCUUUAGAAAGUGCCCAGUGCUAAUCUGAGCACGUUUUGGGAGCCCUUUAUCCCAGUUUGUCCUCCAGAUUUUUGGUGCUGGUUGUGAUGUUGAGGUCCAGGGCCUACGUCUCACUGAUGUUUGUCAUACAGAUUGACACCCUACAAAGACCUCCCUUGUGAAAUAAAGGCAGUAGAAGACGGAGAAGGAAGACGAAAACCCUCUAAUUCCAAAUGUUCUCCAUUUGGCAAAUGAAAACUGCCGUCCACGUGGGCGUGUAUGAUUCUCAUCCUCAUUCAAACUUUGGCAGUGGGCCCAGGAGACACCAAGGGUCUUAUGACUGGAAAGAAUUCCAAAGCAGGAAAGGAAACUCCAGUUUAUCACCCUGCACCGAAUACGUCAGAAUUUUGACUGGUGCUGUCAGGGCUCAGGAUGUUUCACAAAAUGCUCUAUAGCAGACAUCCUGCUUUUAAAAAAUACAUGCCCCCAGCCCAGUCAUGGGCAGAGGUCACUCUGUUGGAUUUGUGUCACACACUGUUGAGUGUUUCAAAUUGUUCCCACAAAUGCCUCUGGUUGCCUGUUGGAUACUAGCCAUGGGUCAUGUGGGAGUGUACAGGUGACAAGGGCAUUGGCCGUGCCCACAGGAGUCCUGAUUUCCCAUUCAUUUGGUAGGCUGCUGAUGGUGGGGAUCUAGUCUCCAUCCAGAAAUGGCCCCUCUGCCGGCUGGGCUAGGCAGUACUGCACCACUGAGGACAAAAGCCAAGAAGGGUAGAGAGUGGGGUGGCACGUGUUUUAGGCUGGGAGCUUCUAUCACCUAUAGGAGCGGGACCAAGUCUAGAUAACCUCAGUGUCUAGAUAACCAUCAGCCCAUGAUCAUUUCAGCUUUUUUUCAGUAUGUCUGUUCUUCCCAGCCUGCCAGUCAUGCCAAGACAUCAGGCAGGAGUGAUGUUUUCAGUUGUCCGUUCUCACUGCCCCUGCCUCUGACUCAGCCCAAACCAGCCCGCUUCCUCCCCGCAUCUCAGCCCAGCCCUGCCAUCUGCUGGCUCUGGGUGUGUUUUGACCCAUAAAUGGUUACCCGGUGUUACUCCCUGCCAGUUGGACAGAAGCAAGCUUGCUUAGUGAGGUGGCCUGGUCUGGCAGAACGGGUGCCACGUGCCGGGGGUAGUGUGCUAUGCCAUCUGCUGAGGAUGUGGCACCCUGUUGCCAUGGCACUGAGCUAAUGCAGAGUGAGGUAUGUGAAUCAUUGUUUUUUGAGGAUCGUUGUUAGAGAAGUGUCUCUGGGGCCUCUGAUGAGCCUUUGCAGGUAUAAAUUCUGUGUGCUAGAGUGUUUAACAUGGGAUCAAAGUUGCUGUUGACACACCUGAUGAUGGCGUAUCUCUGGGUGGCCAAAACCAUAGAUACUCUUUUUGGGACUCCACAUACUUAACUAAUUUAGAAAGCGUGCAGAACCAGAAAAUGAAGGAUGGAGAAAAGCAGUGGUGGGGAAAGUAAGGGGUACAGACUGGUGGCCCCCAGCCCACUUUGGGAUUUGAGUGCCUUUCAGCCAGGUGGGCUCUCUGCAGUUUGCCAGGGGCCCCAUCACUUACACUGCCUUAUAUCUCCUCCUUCUCACUCAUUUAUGUCAUCUGUGACCCUCAAAAAGACCUGAGUCUCAACCUCUGGAUGAAACUAGAAGGAGUUAGCCUGGAGAAAAGAACAAAUGAGGCAAUGAGAGCAGUGCUGCAAGAAGAGCUUGUAAAAUACCUCUUCUUUUACUGGGCUGAGGGGAGGGCAGAAAUAAUUCACAUAGGUUAAAAAAAUACGAUAAUGCAAAAAAGAAAAAAAAAGGAAGUCCUCCAUUAUGCCCCAGAAAUAACCACUUCUUUUUUUUUUUUUUUAACAGCUGGUGUUUAUUUUACAAAAGCUUUUGAAACUUAAGGAUUUCAGGUGAAAGCUGCUCUCUAUUUCCUAUAAAAAAAAAAUAGAUUGGAAAAAGAGGAAAUUAGUUUAAACCACAGCCUUCGAAGGAACCACAUUGUACUAGAUGCUGUUGUCAUUAGAACUGGCCGUCAUGGAAGCUGUGUGGAUUUUCCUUCCUUGGAGGCUCAGAAAUAGAACCCAGCCUGGACUGAGUCCAGUUAUAUCCUAACAGGGUGGUGGUAGCAGUAGGGACAGCUGGCAGCAGUGGGGGAGGAUGGUGACUAAAUGCUAUUUGAAAUUCCUUCUACCUCUAAGAUUCUCUGAUCUCAGGUAACAGAAUCAGCUGUGUGUGUUUAAGUGGAUUUACUCUACAUUAUAAGGUACAAGCUAGAGCUUUCCUUUCAACCCUGCAGGGACUGCCUACAUGUGCCCCCCACAUUGCCCCUUGGAGCUUUGGUGGUGGUGGUGGUGAUGGUGGUAGUGGUGGUAAGGGGGGAAUCUCACCCUUCAUUUCUCACCUUCAUAUCUCCCCUGGUUCAUGUUUCCUUGUCAAAGUCAUUAGCCUUCUUGAUUGAUAGAGGAGAGACUGUGCUGCUGUUUUGAGAACAAAGCUUGACUCCCUGUAGUUUAUGUCAGCCUAGUUCCCAUGUUAUCUAAAAUCUUCACAAACAGCCAGGUAUCCAAUCCAGGAGAGUUCUCAUUGAUUAGCCUUCAGGCCCCCUGUUACUCCCACAUGCACUGAACACUGUGCCCACCCAGGAGACCCAUUUCCAUUCAUCUCCAUCUGUGAGUUCCUGGAAGGGUGGCCAUUUGGUCCUUUCAGAACAUUUCACUCACAUCUGGGUUGUUCUAGCCCUUGCAUCUUUGUAAAUGCCGUUUCCUCCCCUCUCUAAUCUUCCUCAGAGCACCCUUCUGUUUUUUCUCAAACAGGCUUUUCUCUCACAAAGUUCAGAUCAUAACUCUUCUAGUGCAAGUAGAGGCAGUGUGACAUAGUGUGUAAGACUAGGGCUUCGUGGUUAGACACACUGGGCUCAAGUCCUGGCUCUGCCACUCUAAUUAAAUUCCUUGGGCAAGUUGCUUAAACUCUUUGAGCCUCAGUUUCUUAUCUGUAAAAUGGGAUCCCUAAGAACCUGUUUCAUAGGGUUAUUAGAGAACAAUGAGGUAAGGCCUUAGCCCUGUGCCAGUGAAUACUAUCAUGAUGAGGGUCUCGCUAAUGAUCAGACUGUGUUCUUUCUCCCGUCACUUUGUGGAAAAAGAUGUCCGAUGUUACAUGUGGCUUGAUUCAUGAUUUUGGAGUUGUUUUCUGGUUGUUUUGCGUGUGCGGACUUAAUCUCAAAUGACCUGGGAGCCCUUGGAAGCUGGAACUCUUGUCACUCCCCCUUCCCGGUUCCACCCACCCCAAGGCCUAGUUUAAUACUGUGAAUCAUGAAAUCUUGCAAUAUUGCUGGUGAUAAAAUAAAUUCCCUUCUCCUACUCUGGAGGAGUCGUCAGAACCUCACUUCUCUGCUCUUUUGGAGCAGUUUAUUUCCUUCUGAGGGUUAAUAUGCAAGGCAGCUGAAAUGCCCAUGGGCCUGACCCUGUCACGAGGCAGCUGGGGUACUGAAUGGACCACAAAAACUCCCCAGGACUUGGAUGCUGCUGGCUCAUGGAAAGGUUGAUUACACAGGGGCUCUACAGAGAAGAACUGUGGGGUACUCUGCUCUGUCAUUUCCUGCCAAGGAUCCACCAUGAGCAUGAAUGCCCUCACAGACAGUAAAGGUCCUCAGCCCACUUUGUCAUUAGCGGAUAGCCUCCCUCCAGCGGGCAUGGCUGAAUGGCAACAGUCAGCUCCCUGGGUUAGAGAGGAAAGAGACAUUUCCGGCCUGUCCUGGGCCAAGGCAGGCUCCAUGCCUGCACCGGCCACCAAGGGAACCCUGAGCAGCAGGAGUAGACUCUGUCCCAGCUCCUGAGGAGCAGCAGGACUAGGCAGGGCCUGGGAAUGAGGGAGAUGGAUGUCUGUUAGCAGGAACCUCGGCCUUUGCUAAAUCUGAGUUUAUGCUUCCCAACCUGUAGACUACAUGAAUUAUGCUCGGGGGCUUAGAAAAUCUCUCAAAGGAUGUGUGUGUGCACGUGUCUCUGUGUGUUUCUACUUACUAUAUCCCAGGAACUUUAUGUAUUAUUUAUACCUCAGAGCUUUAUGAGCUAAUUCCUAACAACUCCCAUUUAACAGAUGGGUAAACUGAGGUUUGGAGAUAAAGUAACUUGCCCAAAUGUCAUAUAGCCAGUAAUGGCUACAGUAGUGAAUGCUGACUCCAGAGCCUGUGCCCUUAGCACCCCUCUGCCUCCUUAUGGCCCAGCACUACCCUCACCCUCUGCCCUUCCCUGCCUUCCUCUUGUGCUUUCCCCUCUAGAAUAGCAAGAAUAGUGUCUCACUUAACUCUGCACCUGGAACAGUGCCUGGUAUACAGCAAUGAUGAAGUGUUUCUGGAUGAGCACAUGCAUGUAUAUGUGAUUGGGUGAAUGAACGAACUGAAUGAAUGGAUUGUGGACCUUAGAAGCCUGACUCUUUCCAGGGAGCCCAUCGUGAAGAUAGCUGUCACAGUCUUUUGCCCCCGCUGUGCUGCCCAGAACAGACGCCUGUGUCUCCAGAAAGCUGGGAAUGUCCUCCUGGAUAUACUCGUUCUAGCUGUUGUUGCUAUGGCAACUGCUGGUCUAAGCUCUGGCUGUCUUCUGUGAAGAAACUAGAGGAGCAGAGAGGUGAGAAGGGUCAAGGCAAGAGACCCCACUGAUUUCCUCAAAAUGACGAAACAGUUCCUGGAGGGCCAAGGUUGAGGAAGCCCCCAUGGAAGACAGACUCAAACGUGGUCAAGUGUGGAAGGAGGUACUCAUGAGAAGCCUCACCACCACUGGAGAGAAAAGCCAGGAAGUAGGAAUCUGGCUGGAAGGAGCCCUCCUAAGGGCAAGGGUAAUAAGCACUGCCAUUUUUUGUUGAUGAGCUUAUAAUUUGUCAGGCCCCAAGCUAAGUGCUUCACAUGUACUGUUUCAUUUAAUCUUCUUGAUGGCUCUAUGAGGUGGGCAGUAUUAUUCCCAUUUUAUAGUUGAUGAAACUGAGGCUCACAGAAAUUGAGACUUGUCAAGUUAGGACACGACACAGCUGAUGUUGAACACAGAGCCCAAGCUCCCUCCCUAUGCUAUUUUACUAUUUCUGGUGUCUCAUUUUACACUCUCUCCUGCCGUCUCUUUGCACCUGCUUUGUCAUGGGAGAAGUCUGGGUACCUAGUGGGCAGGACCUCACAUGUAGCAGUCACAUAGGUGGACAUAGGGCAAGGGGUCCACUCUUAUUUUUCGCUGGAUUAUUGAACAUCCAGGCUGAACAAGUUGGCUGCUUGAAGUCUUGUCUCGUUCUGGAUGCGUGGAGCUUCAGUAGCUUCCCUGCCUGGUCAGAUUAUAAAAUGUGGUAAGAAGGAAAUAAAUGUGUGGAGACGGCUUCUUAGAAAACAGCAAAGCUGUGGAUAUUAAGAGAGCUGAACAUCACCAGGGCCUCUGGCCCUCAGUCUGGCUCUACUUAAGACCCCUGCCGCAGUCUGGGUUGGUCCUGAUUCCUGGAGUAGGGAGCAUGUAUGGGCUGACUAGUUGUCCUUGGCUCAGUGGUCUUGGGGCAGAUCUGGGGGUUCCAGAUCCCUAGGAAGGGGCUGAUUCAGCGUUAGCUAUGCCUUUUGGAAGAGACUCAAGGCCACGGUCAGGCCUUGGGGGUCCAACCACUGUCCCAGGAGACCUUCGGGCUAGCAUAGCUCAGUCCACUCACCAGCAAUAGGGAAGCAAGGAAGCUGUGGGGGCUGUGAGUCAUCUCUGGCCAGUUGGGACCGCAGGCUUGUGAGAAGUGAGAGUAACUGGGUCCUUGCUUGUGCUUUCUAUUUUAAACAAGAGUUACCCUAAGAAAAACCUAAAAUAUCACUGUUCAGCAGGUUUUAAAGAAACAGAUUGGGCCAGAUUCUUCCAAAUCUCCUACCUCACCCCUGUCCUACAAAUCUCACGUACUCUUUGAAGACCUGCCUUUUCCCAUCAAGAAAACAAGAAAUGUCUUCCUCGUCAUCGAACGUCUCUGAGGUUUGUGUGGUUCUCUUGGAGGGAGAUAAUUUGUUGUUGACAGUUUUGUUUUCAGGGUUCUUUGUGGGGCUGCAGAGGAACAACAAAGGGAUGGAAAAUGCCAUUUUCACCUAUAAAGCUGGGGCCCCACAUCGUGCAGGAAGAAAUAAACCCGCCCUAGGCUCAGAUGAAUAGAGCACAAACAUUUGAGAGACAGAAUGACAGUUGUGUUGAUCUGACUUUCUUUUGGGAGGCUCUUCACAUUUUCCCCCGUGUAAGGGAGUUAAAUCUGGUACAGCUCAAACUCAAAGCUUAUCUGGCUGUUCUCACACUGUCCUCACAAGGCAUCAGAUACACACAGUUUCACUUUCAAUUACUUACUUUCAUUGAUCUCCGGCUUUUUAGUGGCCAUAGUCUUGUCUUCCUAGUAGACUCGGUUCCUUGGCGGACAGAGCCCUUGUCUCAUUACACUUCUGUCCACUACAUAGUGCCUGACUCAGGGCAGAGCACAUGCUUCGCUAGGUACUUGGUUAAAAUGCCUUUUCCUCAUCUUGAGUCAUGAUGACUCAAUACUUCUUUUUAAGAUAAGAUGCUCAGUGGUGAAUCUGUAGACAGCAAGUUGGUGAGUACCACACCAGUACCAGUUGCCACCGAGUUGAUUGCAACUCAUGAUGACCCAUGUGUGUCAGAGUACAGUUGUGCUCCAGAGGGUUUUCAAUGGCUGAUUUUUGGAAAGUAUAUCACCAAGCUUUUCUUCUGAAGUACCUCUGGGUGGGCUGGAAUUGCCAACCUUUCAGUUAGCAGCCUAGCAUGUUAACCAUUUGCAACACCCAGGGACUCCUUGGUGAGUAGGGACUAUAACAAUUACCAGGAGAGGAAGGAUCACUUCAAAACAGGUUGUGUGCACAGAGAUGUGCACUGUAGUGUUGACCAUAAUGGCAAAAAAGUGGAGACAACGUAAGUGUUCUUGAUUCUUGGAGUAGGGGUCACGUAUGGGGAGUUGUUGUGUGCCUCUGAGUUGAUUCCGACUCAUAGUGACCCUAUAGGACAGAGUAGAACUGCCCUAUAGGGUUUCCAAGGAGUGGCUGGUGGAUUCGAACUGCCGAUUUUUUGGUUAGCAGCCUGAGCUCUUAACCAGUUGCCACCAGGGCUCCAUGGGGAGGAGAAGUUGGACCAUUUAGGGUACAUGUGUACAAUGAGAUAUUAAGCAACUAUUUUAAUGAAUAAGGCAGAACUAAAUGUCCAAAAAAAGGUGUCCAGUUAAAGAUAGUGCGAUGCUAUUUAUGUAAAAAAAAAAAGGGGGGGGGAUGUGAACAUGCACACACGAUAUAUCUAUCUGUGGAAUAAUUUUGGAAGGAUACAUCACGAAUUUAAUAUUGGUUAUCUCUGGGGAGUGGACUGAGAAGUCAGGAGUGGGAGUUUUUAUCUUUUACUUAAAUUUUGUCACUGCUUUAAUUUUUUUUUAACAUGAGUGUAUUAUUUUUAUUAAAAAAAAAAAAAACCUAGUUAAAUAAGUUAUCUUUGGAUUGCAAUGGGAAGAGUUAACUCUAAACAAUUCCCCUUCCAGAGUGGGGGCAGGAGGCAAGGUGGAGGAGGGUGCCGUGGGUCGGGGAUGAGGUGACUUGAAGGCAUCCAUUUCCCUUCACCAUGUGUUCUUGGCUCUCUCCUCGCUGACCCCUGGCCAAACCAAACGACCUUCCAGCUCUGUCCAUGAGGUGGAGAUUAGACGGAGCAUGAGAAUGUUCUGAAUGAUAGCCCUCAGAGUGACUUAUGUUUGGACUUCUUGGACAGUCACUGACCGCUGCCACAAUUGCCACCAAGCCCCCUUUGGAGGCCGGCCAUAUACCCAGCAGCACCCAACACAGCACUGACCACGUAGUUAAGGACUCCGUAGUUUGGGGGCCAAUCAGGUUACUGUCUCACUCAAAAAUUGCCAAUGGCUCACCACUGCUUACUGUAUGAAGUCCAAAUGUAUUGCAGUUUAGCAUUCAAGGCUUUCUGUGGUUCUGCCUCACUCUACCCUUCCAACCUUAUUUACUGAUUUCUCAGUAUACACCAGCACUGCCUGGGUUCAAAGCCUGGAUUUGCUGCCUACCAAUGUGACCUUGCACAUGCCACUUAACCAUCCCGUGCCUCCAUUUCCUCAUCUGGAAAACAGGGAGGACAGUAAGGGCAUCCACUUCGUAGGGCUGACAUGGGGAUUAGAUAUUUAUGAAUGUUUGUAGAAAGGUACCUGGCAUGUAGCAGUGCUCCUUAAAUGCUGCCUACUUCGGUUUUCCUACUUCCCCACCCUUAUUCCAUGGCUCUGGCUGGAAUGCUUGUUGUGGUCAAAGGCCUAUCCAUCUUUCAGAGCCUGUAUCAGGCAGCACUCCCACUAUCAGGCCUUCCCUAAUUGCCCUCCGAUAUCAGUGGUUCUCAGACUUUCAGAAUCACCUGGGUAACUUGGCAAAAUGCAGAUCCCUGUGCCCAAGUCCUAGAGGUGUGGCCCAGGAACCUGCACCCGGGUGAUACUGACCUGAGGGCCACACUUGGAGAAACAGGCCUUACCUGGGCUUCCUCUUUGAGCCCACCAGCACUGUGUUUUGCUUUCUCGUGGUGCUUUUUACAGGUAAGUAGCUGGGAACUGACCUUACUCUGCUCCUCCCAGGGUACAGGCUCGGUUCUUCCCGUUUUUCUAUCUUCCAUAACACCUCAUGAAUGUUAGGCUCCUGAUAAAUUCCCAUGGACUAUUCGUGACCCGGAAACCCUGGUGGUACAGUGGUUAAGAGCUACGGCUGCUAACCAAAAGGUCAACAGUUUGAAUCCACCAGGCACUCCUUGGAAACUAUAGGACAGUUCUAUUCCAAGUCAGAAUCGACGGCAAUGUAUAUGAUCAGUGACCUGCUAGAAAGAAACCCUCACCAUCUUUUGCCUCCUCCACCCUCUCCUAUUACUAGUGUGAGUGGGCACAGGCGAGGACACAGUGGUGUAGCUGAUGCCACUUGGCCCAUAGAUCUCACACAGGCUCCUUGGCUUCUCCAAGGUACAUCUUCCCUUAGCUAUGUAGCGAGAGCAGUUCACUUGGGUUUUCUAUUUGGAAAGGAAGUGAAAAGCCUUCCUCAAUUAGGGGUGCCAUCCAUCACCUCAGAACCUCUACAAAUGGAGCCUUACCUGGCCACCCCAAAGGUAGGUCCGAGCACUAUGUAGGUCCGAGGUGGUGGCUGGGCAUCUGACCAAGCCCUCCAGGUGAUUCUGAUGACACGCUUGAUUGGGAACUAGUUCCAAUUUCUCAAUCCAGGCUGUACUUGAGAAAGGCAUGAAGUGGGGGCACGGGUGGCCUUUGAGGAGCUAGGACCCUCCCCCAGCCUAGCCAACCUCUGGAUCUCGGGUCCAGCUGCUCAUUUCACCCUUGUGAAGUUGUCGUUAGCUGCCGUAGAGUUGACCCUGACUCAUGGCGACCUCACGUGUGCAGAGUAGAACUGCACUCCAGAGUGUCUCCAAGGCUGUGACCUUUUUCAAACAGAAAGGCCUAUCCUUCAAGGAGCCUCUGGUGAGUUCCAGCCACCAACUUUUUGGCCUGCAGUUGAGCACUUAACCAUCUGUGUCACUUGAGGGCCUCCCUUGUCAAGAGGAGCGGGAAAUGCAGCCCCAAGGCGCUACGUACAGUAAGUGUGCAGACGCUGCGUAAAGUCAGGCACCCUUGGGAAGGAAAACAGACUCAGGAGAAAGGGGGCUGGGACUGUCCUAGUGGGAAAGGCCAAGGUGCCCCGGGGGACUAAAACUCUUUCACUGAAAAGACAGUCUCUCCCCUCACUGACAGCUUCCAUACUCUCUGGGAAAUGAGGUCGUAAAUGCUGGAGCCCACCCUCGAGACGGCUUUCAAAGGCUUCUUCUGGAACCCUGCAGCCAGUGCAUAAGCUGCCUCAAAGAUGGGCUAGAAAUGUCCUAUUAUUUGUUUUGUUUCCUGAAAGUAUAUGAAUAAAAAGGGAGUGAAUGCUUCCGGUCAUGAACAGGAAAUUCAUCCCCCUCCACGACUCUGCCCUGGGAGCCUCGGAGAUUUCCUGAAGUUAUAAACAAACACCAUGGCUGUUUCUACUUCUUGCAAGAAUUCAAUUCUUCCUUUAUUAUAAAUAAGACAGCAUAAAAUACCAAGUGUCUGCAAAGAGGCCUCCACUUUCUGUUCAGACGCAGCUUUGGUACAUAAAAGAUCCCGUUUCCUUGCAGGGAUCUGUUGUCUAGGUAGAAACAAGAAAUCAGAAGGUGGUUUUUCACUGAACUUUCUCCCGGAAGCGAAGGGGAAAGCUGAGGGAGAUUUGGGUUUGGUUGUGGCUUUUGGAGCCUGGUUCUUGGUUGUUGGAGCCUCUUCAAAGCACAGUGGGAUAAGGACAGAGGGCACAAGAAAGGCAUGGGUGAUAAUAAAUAAGGAAAUUCACCUCAAUUCUGGAAAUGAAUCCCGAUGGAAAGAGGGUUCAGUUCUGGCUUUUGUGGACACACUUUGCAGGCCCAUCUCCUGGUGCGUGGCUGGCAGCUGCAGGCUGGGGAAGGCAGACGCACGCCUGCCCCUUCUAACUCCAGCCCACUCAGGAGGAAGGCCUCCCACAGGCUUCAGUGCCCUGCUCCCUGCUGAAUCUCCCCACCAUGAAUUAACCCUGCCUCACAAACUGUUCGUCUUCUCCAGCUUCCUGAGCCUAGGUGAGGGUACUCUGGGGGGUGGGGAGUGGGACAGCAAAAAACUCCUUUCUUCAGUUCUUGAGGAGCCCUGGACACCCCUGUUGAGUUGGGUAUCAUCUGGGGGGGCAUGGCCAGCUUCAACUCUGCAGGGAAGGUGAAGGUACAACCUCUCUCCUCUUGCUUCUGCAAGGGUCAAGGUGAUGCCACGGGAGGGAACCUCAAAGGGUCGGUGAAGCCAAGAGGCCCCCCAACUUCCUGAACCAGGCCUGGGGAUGGAGCCCAGCACAGGCCACAGGUUCUGGCACCCACCCCGUGACGGCAGCCCCCACCCCCCAGUUGCCUGGGGGUAUGCCCGCAGUGCUGUCCCUGUGUGGUCCUAGUCCGCUGAGCCUCUGCCAGGCUCUUCAGACCUGGGUCAUCUGUUCAGCCAGCAAGGCACAGGCAGAAAGGCUGGGUUCUGUGCAGUGAAGAAGCCCCAUUGGAGUGAAGAGCUGAAGGGCCUGGAGACUGUCGACCAGAGCUGGCUUUCCCCAGCAACUCUUGCUUCCAAGCAUACCCUAGGACUGGGACCCCAAGGAAAACACGAGGCUAUAGCAUCCCUCGCCUCUCAGCUCUGCAGAUUGCUCUGAAUAGGGGCUCCAGAGGCCAGACUGCACGCCAGAUGCCAGCACCCAGAGUCCAGCCCGUCCCAGGUACCAAUGUCUCUCUUGCUCUAGAUCAGCUCUCACCAUUCAGCAUUUGCCCUCCCCCGACCACGCUGACAGUCAGGGCAUCCUCUGUAGAGGGAAUAAAGAGGGGCGAGGGCCUCUGAGCUUGUACAGCAUCAUCUAUGGCACCCAUGGUGCUUGGGAUCCAGCACACUGGGGACGGGACGAGGAAGAGGAAGUGACCCUGAGUGAGAAGUGUAGCUGAAAAAGCGGCCAACUUUAAAAGUCUCUGCCACCAAGUACCCAUUUCUGUAUAACAGAGAUAUUAACCAUUUGGGACCUUGAAUCUCUACCAGGUCUUUUCUCCAAACAGUGUAAGAAAGUGGCAGCCACCACAGGAUCCCUAUUGUUGUGCAGGCUGUGAAUCAAGGGCUGUAAAUUCUGUCUCUAUUGGUGCUCUGGCUACAGGUGGCUGGGGCCAAGGCUUACUGGUUAUAGGGGUGCCGGGCCCCUCUUAAUACCAGUCCCUCUCAUCAUUCUUACAGAUUCUCUGUUGACAUUCAAGUAAAGACUGGACAUGUGAUGUAAAAACAUUACACUCAAGUCAACGUUUGAAUUGUCUCUAACUCGGUGUCCAUAGACGGUUUUAAUACCAUCUCGGUCAUUCAUGGUGAUCUAAAAGUUAAGCAGCAAAGGCUCAGUUCCUAAACAGACCCAAACAACAGCUUCACCACCAACUUCCAGCUUGGAAUUGUUUCCUCUGCUCUAUCGGACCUGGCUUUCCUGGCAGGAUGACCCAUGGCUCCCAACAAUGCCUGCCAUUUUUCCAGGACAGGCUUGCACAUGCUCACAGGGGCACAGACGUGGUGGGACGCCCUCCAGCCUGGCCCUUUAGGUCCUGGAAGCUCUAUAAGACCACAGCUUUUUGGGCCAGGCUGGCAUGGUCUGAAGGGAUAUGUAGGGAAUACUCGCUAAUGAGUGCUGGGGCGUUCCUGAGCAUCUCAUAGAA